AAGUAGCUCAGAUAUAAAUUUCCCAAUUAGAUAAUUUCACUUGUAUUAUAUUUAAAAAAGUCAAGUCUGUGAUUGUUCCUCUGAUAAUAGUAAUGGCAAGCAGUAACAAAAUACACAAGUGCGCUCCCUAAGCGCCACCUCUUUGACCACACCUCCUUCUUACAAGCCAACCCUCUGCUACUCUCUCCCCCCACUUGACCCCCAUGGGGAAACCUAGACAAGCAAUUUUCCUGGCUCCUCUUUACCCUCCUCUUAAGGAAAGCAUCACACUUCCCUCCUCUCUUUCUCCUCUCCCCACCUUCUUUCUUUCCACAUGCACCCAGCCCUCCCUCGUCUCCGUUCAUUCAUGCUGAGGACAAGACGCUCGGCCAGGCAUAGCUUAUACACAUUCACGUCAAGAGCAGGUGGAGAGGGAGGGAGGGGAAGAGCGGCGAGGUGCCGUUAGCGAGGAGUCAUUUUGGCGGAAAGAGGAGGGAAUCAGGGAGCGAUAAGGAGAGAGAGGGAGAGGAAGAUCUCUCAGACUGCCUCUGAUACAGUAUUGGGUGUGUUACUGAGAGAGUGUGUGUGUCCUGUAGUGAGGUGUUGUUCACUAUGGCUGGCAGCCUGUUUGGAAGGCUCUCCCUGGAGGAGGGGGACUCAGCCAACUCCCUAGAGGGCCUGGAUAUCAAGCUGGAGGGAGAAGCCAUGCAUCAGGCCCUGGACACACUGAGUGACAGCACAAGUUCCACAACUGCCAAUGACCUGGACCUCAUCUUCCUCAAAGGCAUCAUGGAGAGCCCAGUGGCUCAUGAGCGAUUUGAGGAACCCAAGCUUGAAGCUGUGCGUGAGAACAAUGUGGAGCUGGUCCAGGACAUCCUCAAAGAGCUGAGCCCGCUCGCGAACAGAAGCCAGGCAGCUGAUGAACUUGUUCGCAUCCUGAAGGAACCCCACUUCCAGUCCCUCCUGGAGACUCAUGAUUCUGUGGCAUCCAAAAACUAUGAGACUCCACCACCGAGCCCCUGUUCAUUCAUGGACGCAGCCCUCAACAACCAGCCGGUUCCUCCAGACGCAGUCAGGAUGGUCGGCAUCCGUAAGGUGUCUGGUGAGCACCUGGGAGUGACUUUUCGAGUGGAGAGCGGCGAGCUGGUGAUUGCCAGGAUCCUCCACGGUGGCAUGAUUGACCAGCAAGGUCUGCUUCAUGUUGGCGACAUCAUCAAGGAGGUGAACGGCAAAGAGGUCGGCAACGACCCCAAAGUCCUCCAGGAAAUGCUGAAGGACGCAAGCGGCAGCGUUGUACUGAAGAUCCUGCCCAGCUACCAGGAGCCGCACACACCUAGACAGGCCUUUGUGAAGUGUCACUUUGAUUACGACCCGUCUCAUGAUAACCUGAUUCCAUGUAAGGAGGCGGGGCUUAGCUUCAACAGUGGGGACAUUCUGCAGAUCUUUAACCAGGAGGACCUCAACUGGUGGCAGGCCUGUCAUAUAGAAGGUGGCAGCGCAGGUCUAAUUCCAAGCCAGCUACUUGAGGAGAAGAGGAAGGCUUUUGUGAAGAGAGAUCUGGAGCUCGCUACUACAGGUCCUCUUUGUGCAGGAGUGGUGGGUAAGAAGAAGAAAAAGAUGAUGUAUUUGACCACCAAGAAUGCAGAAUUUGAUCGUCAUGAGUUGCGGAUCUACGAGGAGGUUGCCAAAGUCCCGCCCUUCAGGAGGAAGACUCUGGUUCUGAUCGGAGCUCAGGGUGUCGGCCGUCGUAGCCUGAAGAACAAACUGCUGGUGUCAGAUCCCCAACGCUAUGGCACCACAAUCCCCUUCACCUCUAGAAAACCAAAGGUGGAUGAGAGAGAUGGCCAGAUGUACUCCUUUAUGAGCCGCAGCGAAAUGGAAUGUGACAUCAAAAACGGGCGUUUCCUGGAGCACGGCGAGUAUGACGGGAACCUGUAUGGCACAAAGAUCAGCUCCAUACACGAUGUGAUAGAAACAGGAAAGAUCUGCAUCCUGGAUGUUAACCCACAGGCUAUUAAAGUCCUGCGGACAUCUGAAUUUCUGCCCUAUGUUGUGUUCAUCGAAGCCCCAGACUUUGAGGUCCUCAAAGCUAUGAAUAGGUCGGCAAUUGAGUCAGGAGUUGUCACAAAACAGUUAACACACUUCUCCCUGACACACUCCUUUCAGGACUCAGAACUAAAGAGGACGGUGGAUGAGAGUGAGCGCAUCAAGAGAGCCUAUGGACAUUACUUUGACCUUUGCAUCAUAAACGACGGCCUGGAGGCGGCGUUCCGAAGUCUACGGCUUGCGCUGGAGAAACUGUCGACAGAGCACCAGUGGGUGCCUGUCAGCUGGGUUUUCUGAGAGUCACCGAGAGCUCGCCAGCAAGGUGCCAAGGUCACAGGCCAAAGGUUGAGGGACGAUACAUCACUGGUAGCUCCAGAGGGGGGGUGGGGUGGGUUGUUUCCACAUGCAGCUAUUGGUGGCAGAGGCGUGUGGUGAAGAAGCGGAUACACUGCAGAAGACCAGCCUCAUGUAGAUCAUUUUUUUUGUACAAAGUUAGUGUUCCUCUGUUGAGCCUAAGGUCAAGUUGUACUUUAUUUGUCAGAACUGGAAUAAAGCUCUAUUGAUGUUUGUAAAGAAGGACUUAGAGGUAAUUAUGAGGUUCAGUGCAAUAGUGCGAGUGAGUGUGCGUGUGUUAUCAUAAAUGUGGAUAUAGACUUAGAGUAAUGCAUAUGUUUUGCAAGUAACAGUGCUAUGUUGGAGGUUUUCCUUGAAGGACAUUUAACGUUUUAGCCUUUGAAUCUUAAAUACUUUAUGUAGUGUAAUGUUUACAUUGGAUCGGUAGGACAGAUUGGUUAAGGAUAAAAGAUACCAAAUGUCAUAUUUGUAUCAAAUUCUCUAUAUUUUAUCAUUUGAUCAUACAGUAUGAUUGUAUGUGUUCAGAACUGUGCGUGAUCUCGUUUGUGUCCACAGAUUUGAAAACUGAACAGCAAUAGAUCAUUUUGAAGAUACAUGCAAUACACACGAGAUACCCUAAUGUGCACACACACACACUCUCAUAUAUAUAUAUAUAUAUGUAUAUGUAUACAGAAACAGAGUGAGACCUUCUGCAGUAUUCCUGAAGUCUCAGUUUGUUUUAGUUGCUUUUCAAUGUUGAAUACGUUGAACAUUUCCUGUCCCGUGCUGGUAAAGCUCUAGUUUGCUUGACAGUUAAAGGAUCCAGCCAGUGGAUCACAGCGUGUCACUUCUGUCUGCUUGAUUCUGUCGGACUUGUAUUUGUAGCACUGAGAACACUUAAGCUCUAUUAAGAAAAAGAAAGAAAAAUACCUGACGAAGUAGCCUACAAUAUGCACUGAUUGUGUAAUGAAGGCAAACAUGUAACCUAACAUUGCUGGUUGGCUAGUUGAUGGAAGUUUUUUUGUUAUUUUCAUGUACAAACAGUAAAAAUAUUUAUCAGUGGCUUCAAUUUAAUGCUUACUUUUGCCUUAACAUGGUUGAAAAGCCAAGGAAACGUUAUAUUUUUUCAUCAUGUAACAUUUCACUUCUAUCACUGUACAUGUUACUCAGAAAAUUAAAAAAAAAAUUCUGGCAACGUA
Molecule: messenger RNA, 3557 nt
Organism: Haplochromis burtoni (Burton's mouthbrooder)
Lineage: Eukaryota; Metazoa; Chordata; Actinopteri; Cichliformes; Cichlidae
Gene: mpp2b
Product: membrane palmitoylated protein 2b
Exons: 12
Coding region: 592-2322 (576 amino acids)
Cellular component (GO): cell-cell junction; plasma membrane
Molecular function (GO): protein binding
Source: RefSeq, a predicted model, not a curated record